AUGAAGUCCGCCGAGAGCGGGCAAGCGGAGGCGGCGGCGACUGCCCUCGUCCCAACGUUUGCCCGCGAAAGUGCGGGGCGAAACGAAGAAGCGGGCGAGAGGUCAAGUGUCGAAAAAGAAGGAGGCAGUCUGCCAAGCGCACCGCCGGACCUCCCUGCGCAGCUCUCUGCGCGGCAAGCUUCACAUCCUCCAGGUGUAUGUACACCUCGCGAAAGGCGAGGAGACACAGACGACACAGACGCAGCUCGCGGUGCGCGUCUCCGCUUCUCCUCCAGCGGCAUCUUCGGAGCGUUUCGAGAGCAAGGGAAGUCGCAAAAGCGCCCCAUCCGUCGUCGAGUCUGGCCGCGACCGCGGAAGGCUCAGGCGACGAGGCGCGCGGCGUCCUCGGCGCAUGCAAACGACCAGACAAGUGGGAAGAAAGAGCCUUCCCCUGCCCCCUAUCCGGCGUCGGCUCUCUCGAGCCCUGCGGAUCUCGGCACCUCUGGCAGCUCUUCUCUCUCGCAUUCGGUCUCUGAGCGGAGCAAACCGGUUCGCGUUGGAGAAGUGUCCCUGACGCCUCGCCAAAGACUCACUGGCCGCUCACAUGUGACGGCCGAGGAAACGCCUUUUUCUGGGCUGAAUGCGGCCCUUUCUGGGCAUUCGCCCGACUGGGCGCCCGCCCCUCAGGAGCGCACGGCUUCGGCUGUACAUACACUUCACGUGCCGAUGCCUAGCAGCCGACACGCGAACCGUGUUUCGUCGCCGAGCACCCAUCUCCGCAGUCCGCUCUCUCGCAUGUCCUCGACUCCCUCGGCGACCUCGGCUUCUCCCGCGUCGCGCCGAGGCAGCCGGAGACGGUCUCCGUCGAACUCCAGCCCCCCCCCUUCCGUGUCGCCCUCGCAGUUUUUGGAUUUUCUCUUUGUCUCUGCAUCGCCGGUCACCCCCCACGAGUCUGCGCGCCGCGCUGCGCACCAUGACUCUGCCUUGCGUCCUGACUCGCAAGCUUUUGCGGAGGAGAGACAAGGAAGAGCUCUCCGAGGCCAGCCAGGCUCAGCGGUCCGUCAUGCACAGGGUCAAGGCGCCUCUGUCUCUCCAGCACACGCCGACAGAGACGUCGCGUGGGCGUGGCUGCCUCCCGCGUCUUCUGGCGAGCACCCUGCCGCUUGGCUAGCCAGAAGACACGGCUCCUCAAUCCGGCACGGGAGUCUGGGCGCGCCCCGCGUGGGCGAGACCGGACGCCCGUCUCUGUUGCCUGUAGCUUGUUCAAGCCUUCCCCGUUCCCGGUCGGGGGGCUAUCCCUUGCGGCGUCGAACCUCGGCGCGUUCGUCGUUCAGCGCGCCGUACACACUCCCGGACUCGCUGCAGCAUGCGGCCCUCUGGGGGAGAGCCGGACGUCCUUUCGACGAGCGAACCGAGGGCGUGGCGCUUGGGCGGAGAGGCACUGAGGGCGGCAGGCGACGCAGUGCGUGUCCCUCCGAGCGAGGCAGCCUGAAGCGGGGCUCGGCAGUGGCUGAUCCAGAGCGGCGAGAUUUGGGGACCCUGGGGGAGACGAGUCGUGGCGACAGAGACGCAUCCUUCUCCGUGCCCUACGGCCUGCGCCGUCAGUCCAGUGCGAGGGCCUCGACGCUGGAGCGCGUGCGGCAGGCCUGCGGGGAGGCGCUGAAAGAAGAUCUUGCGCGACUCCUCGCGCAGGGGAGCCACGCCGAUGAGCCUGUGGGUACACUGGACGCCUGCUGGCAGCGCGUCCUUUCCUGUGGCGGCAGCACUCUCUGCGGGGCGAGUGUGGGGCAGACCCGCACGGGCGCGCGGCUCCGAGAGAUUGCAGAAUCGAUCGCAUGCGGGGGAAUCGAGGAAGCGACGUGGAAACAGGCGUUGCGAAACGGGGACGAGGACUCGAAAGCCACCCUAGGAGACAGCGACUCGAAGCGAGCGAUUCGCCAGAGAGAGGAGAAGUACCGCGGAUUUCUCUGCUUCGUCGUGACGGUCGGCGUGUUGCUAUGCGCGGUUGCCGCGGGAACCAUUGCCGGCGUCAUCAUGGCCUCCUCGACGCUCAGUCCCUCCGGCGCGCUGCUCCGCGUCACCUUCUCUUUGCCUGCAGCGCCGGAGGAGAGAGAGGAAGCCUUCAGAGACGAUGCGCGCCCGCGCAGAGCCUGGGAAGGAGAGACAGGAGGCAAAGGGGAGACAGGGCCUCGCGAGGCAGAGCCCUCUCGUUACUCGCCAGUGGAUGACUCGAUCCUCAGUCUGAACUCUCUGGUGCUUCUCGUUCCGCCUUCAGGAGCGGAAAAAGCGGGCGUUGCUGGAGUCCUCACAGGCGGAUUUGUCGUGACCCUCGUUGUACACAACCAAGGUGAGGGACAGGGAGAAAGACAGCAAGAUCAAGGGAUCAAGGCGAACUUCUCAGCGCUGCUGGAACUCUCGUACCUUCCCGCGAACGCCAUCGGGCAAGCCGCCUCGUCGGUCUGUUUCACGCCUCAAGACCCCAGUGUUCCUUCCCGGCCUGCGUCCAGUGAGGCUGCGCUGCGCCGCCUGUCGCUCUCUGCGGCUUUCAGCGCCUUCGUCGCUCUGAAUCGCGCGUCGCCCGACGCCGUCGAUGCAGGCUCCGCGGUGGCCAGCCAGUGUCGAGUCAUUUGGGAGUCCUUUGCUUCUUCUUCGUUUCUUCUCCCCCUCACCAUCUCCGAAGGCUCUCGCGAGAUUCAGCCCGGAGGCCCCGCCCUUCGCCAGGUCGUCUUGGACGCUGGUUUCAGUCGGAGUCUGAAAACGCUCCUUACUCGCGCAGACGCAGAAGGCGUCGACGCACCGCCCACAGACGCACCAGGCGCUUCCGCAGCGCCAGGUGCCGUCCAGCCUCCUUCUCCUCUUCCUUCUUCUCCUCUCCCUUUUUCUCCCGCUUUUUCGCCUUCUUCUUCUCUUUUUUCUUCUCUGUCUUCGUCUCCGUCUUCUUCUGCUCGUCCGUCUUUUUCGUUUCGGCAGGGGGAGGGGAAUCGCGCGAGGCACGGUGUGCCUGCUUCGCCUCGAAGCGACUACGCUCUAGCGGUGACGCCUUGGCUGGACUGGACUGGCCUGGAGCGCGGUUACAACGAAGUGGUCUUGGCCGUCAACUUGAAUCGGCAAAUCGGCGUGGCGGAGGCGUCUUUUUUCGACGCCCUCCAGCGCGACUGCGCCGACUUGGGCCGCGUCUACCUCGCAGUGUCCAUGAAAGGCGUCAUUCGCAGAACCGCCCUGCAAACCGGAGACCCAGAGAACUGGUGGACCGUCGCGUUCCGCCUUCCUUGCACGCGCGUCGAGGGAAACCGUCCCGCCCCUGCGGCGACCCCUGCGGACGGAGCUGGCGGAGCCGGAUCCGCUGGGUCCGGUGUCUCCUCCUCGCUCCUGGCGGAGGCGCAAGCGCGGAACUCCACGGAGAGACUCCCGGACGCGGGAGCGUCUGUCGCGAAGAUGAAGAACGCGCGCACCUCCCAAGCGCAGGGUUCUGUCCCCCCUCGGAACGGAGAACAGACGGACCGAGUCGACAGCGAAAGAGAGGAGAGGAGACAAAAAGCAGCAAGCAAAGAAACCGGAGGAACAGGAGAGAGAAGUGCAGCGAGGGUGACAGGAGGUAGAGGUGAGGAAGGAGGGAGACGCGCAGGGGCUUCUCAAGAGGCGAGGGAGAGAGCGGAAGCGUCAAGUGCCUGGCCACCGAGCCUUUUCGUGUAUGGCGCUGUGCUGGGCGAAAACCGAAAGAGGUACAAGGCGGUCCUAGGCGACGUUCUUCUUCGAUGGAUGAAGAGGUUCCCCACGUGCACGCAUGUGAUCCAGAGCCUCGCAGCAGAAUCGGGAGUAGAGCUCGCACUACCAACCGUCAUCCACUAA
Neospora caninum is the source of this 3828-nucleotide messenger RNA. RefSeq lists its product as hypothetical. The transcript has 4 exons. The record is from RefSeq and is a predicted model, not a curated record. Bases 1 to 3828 code for a protein of 1275 amino acids. NCBI's taxonomy places the organism in Eukaryota, Apicomplexa, Conoidasida, Eucoccidiorida, Sarcocystidae.